GCUUGGGAGUCUCCACACAACAGCACAGACACACAGACACACACGCAACAUGGCUAUCGCUCCAAUCACAGGUUUCAUGAAGAGACGGAUCAUCGUCGACAUCUCUAUGGGUUUCGCCAUCGGUGCCGUCAUGGGCGCUUUCUGGUGGAGGCAACACAAGCAGAUGAUUGCCACCAGAGAAAACUACUACGCCACCUUGGCUGAAAAGAAGAAGAUCGAGGACGCCGCAUGAGCAUGCCGCCGGCGGCCGUCCCGUCGUGCGUGCGCCGCCACCCCAGUCUGAUAUCUCAAAACACUUUCUUCAGUUCUUCUUAUUCUUUCACUAGAUG
Messenger RNA from Pichia membranifaciens NRRL Y-2026, 329 nucleotides. RefSeq lists its product as hypothetical. Gene Ontology annotation, biological process: mitochondrial electron transport, cytochrome c to oxygen. The record is from RefSeq and is a predicted model, not a curated record. Bases 50 to 232 code for a protein of 60 amino acids. Lineage: Eukaryota; Fungi; Ascomycota; Pichiomycetes; Pichiales; Pichiaceae. The transcript has 2 exons.